Molecule: messenger RNA, 905 nt
Organism: Fragaria vesca subsp. vesca
Lineage: Eukaryota; Viridiplantae; Streptophyta; Magnoliopsida; Rosales; Rosaceae
Exons: 2
Coding region: 124-558 (144 amino acids)
Source: RefSeq, a predicted model, not a curated record
UAAUAUAAGUGACAAUCUACUACAAAUACGAGAAACGGAAAGUCGAAGUUCUACGCGUACGAACACAGAGAAGAGAGAGGGAGGAGUCGGAAACCAGAGAAGCCGUAGCAAAAGACGACGACGAUGCCAAAUAUAGUUCUCAACGAUUCCGAGAAUAGGUUCCAAAUAGAGGACAAUGAGGAUUUCUAUGUGGAAUUCGAGGUCAACGGAGACCCGCCAAAGAUGAAUAUAAUCGAUACAGUUGCCUCGCGCAGGUUUCGUGACGCUCUCUUGUGCCACGCCUUCGACUACGCCGAUGAAAAACAUUGGGACGUCGAGACCACCUGUGAUGUCGCCGCUGAUUAUGUGACCAGAAACCCUUCACGGGGUCAGCCCAUACCCGAGCCGCCUCCUGCCCCUGCUGGUCCUACUGGUUCUCCUGUAUGGCAGAAUUUGCAGCAGCUUUUCUAUGUCAACCGGAGUUUUUUUAUGCUUGUUCUCCUUUUCGUCGGGUUGUUGGACAGAGAUCUGUUUUUACUUCUGUCUGUGGUCUUUCUUUUUAUUAUACUUUCUUAUUAAAAGAGGAGAGAAAAUCGAAAGAGGCAAGCAGAAGUUGAUCUCCUUCGCGAAGUUGAUUCGAGACUUGUUCUUCUUUGGAGGUGUGGAUCUGGAUUGAAGUCGUGCGGAAUCAUCAUCAGAGAGCCUCCAAAACUUUAUCUUUCAAGAGUUUGCAAAUUUCAGUGCUUGUUGGUUGCUUUUGUUUGAGCUCGCCUGGUUCCUUGUUGGUCCUGUUCUGUUUGUUUGAGCAUGUUUGUAUUUUGUUUUCAACUUUUCAUCAGUCUGUAAUAUGUAACAUAGUUGGGUUUGUUUUUUUUUUCUUUUCUUGAAAUAAAGGGAUGAUGUGGCUAUGUUCAAGUUUUAGUUAC